Molecule: messenger RNA, 1041 nt
Organism: Peronospora farinosa
Lineage: Eukaryota; Oomycota; Peronosporomycetes; Peronosporales; Peronosporaceae
Source: the annotation of a GenBank genome assembly
AUGGCUGCUCGAUUCCCUCUAAUAAAGCAGCGAUCGUCCGAGUCGUCAAUCACGAAACGCCCUCGAACAGCGUCCGGGUCGGCGUCCACUCGAGUGGAACUUACACGACGUCUGACAAGACAAGUCUACGUGGGUUCCAUGGAGGUGUUACCCGACGCUUUCGGCACAGAAAAACCGGCAUUGGGCUCUUUCACCGUAGCGGUCAAAGUCCGGGCGCUCACUUUAGACUCGGGCCGGAAUGGCGGAGGGGGUCAUCGUACUUGGCAGGAAUGGCGCACGGUUCAGAAACUUGUAGCGCUAGAACAGGAGGCAGUUCGAAGAAGCAUUCGGAGCAGUACUGGCUGCAGUGUUUUGGACGGCCGACGCCAUAUCGUUCGCUACUACACGACAAAUGUGGAAAGCGAGUCGUUUCGCUUGAUUAUGGAGUACUGCCCCGGCAGAGACCUGCUUUCGCAUUUGAUUAGCAGAGGUGCGUUAGGUCCUCAGCCUUCUCAACGGGUUUCGCAACAAGAAGCGCGUCGUUGGGUCCUACAACUUGCAAGAGGGAUGCGGUAUCUACAUAUGGGCGGCAUCGCUCACCGUGACUUGUGUCCCGAGAAUAUCCUCAUCAGCAGCACUGGAGAUGUCAAGAUCUGUAACUUUGGUGCCAGUACCACUCGAAUAACAGAACUCUGUCGUGACCGAGUGUCGGCCAAUCUGCAUUACACAGCACCCGAGGCUGUAAGUGGCAUGUGGUACGAUCCCGUUCGUGCCGACGUGUGGUCAUUGGGUGCCGUAUUCUUUGUCUUGUUGACAGGUUCACCACUGCUGCGACUACCCUUUCCAGAGUGUCGUGGAUUUGAGCUCGUGAAAACUGUCGGUUGUCGAGGAGUGCUAAGAUUGUGGGGAAUGGAUUGCUUGUUCUCGGCUGCUACUUUGGAUCUACUUGCAAAAAUGCUCACGGUGGAUCCAGCCAAGCGACUUAAAAGUAUGAGAGAAGUCUUGGAGCAUCCUGCUAUGCUCGCUACAGCUCAUAAUGAACGUAGUCUCAUUGCAGUUUGA